AUGGCCAAUAUUAAAGAUCAAUUAAUCAAUAUUAUUCGUUCAGUCUCAACAGAGAAUACAAAAAUCAUUGAAGAAAUUCGUAAACUUGCAUUUCAAAAUCCAUCACAUUGUAGAAAAACUACUCUUAAAGCUUCAAAAGAGCCACUCAAAAAGAUAGGAAAUCGGAUGACUGCUUCUGAUUCAGCUUCUUCUGAUCAACAGCAAAUGAAUGUGAAGAAAUAUGCUGCAGAGAGUAAAAUCUUUGUAGGCAAUGUGAGUUCUCAAUCUGAAAUUACUGCUGAAAAACUGCACAAGUUCUUUUCAAAGUUCGGGGAAAUGGAACGAGGUCCAUUAGGAUUUGAUAAAGACACUAGGAAGCCGAAAGGGUAUGCUUUGUUUACAUAUAAAACUGUUGAAGGAGCAAGAAAGGAUUUAGAAAAACCAACCAAGAAUUUUAAUGGACAUACACUGCAUUGUGCAAUAUCUACGGGUGGCAGUGGUAGUGGUAGUAAUAAGCAGAAAUCUGGUUCUGGUCCAAAUGAAAGCUUAACCUUGACGAAUGAAGGGUGUGAUUUUGCUGCAAUGGCACCAACAAAUAUUCAACCAAGAGCAGCUUCAGCAAUGAAGAAAUCUGCAGCUUGUGAUAAUCCACAAGGUUGUCACCUAAACACUUCGCACAAGAUUGGACCGUCUAGGAAUGCUCCUGCUAAGAAACCUGCAUUAGCGUGGCCAGGAAUAUGUAUACCAAAACCGCAUUCGACGCGUGGUGCCAUAGGGAAGAAGGAGUAA
Molecule: messenger RNA, 768 nt
Organism: Papaver somniferum (opium poppy)
Lineage: Eukaryota; Viridiplantae; Streptophyta; Magnoliopsida; Ranunculales; Papaveraceae
Product: UBP1-associated protein 2B-like
Exons: 2
Coding region: 1-768 (255 amino acids)
Molecular function (GO): RNA binding
Source: RefSeq, a predicted model, not a curated record